AACUUAUUAAUUUAAUCUGUGCAGCUGCAGAGUACUUUGUUUUUGUUGAACUUGUAGGUUAUAAUUUUAAAAUAAAAUUCAUUAAUAAAUCCAAAGAAAUAAUUCAAUUCAAUGUUUAUUGCAUUAUUAAUUGUUACAGUAAUAAUAGGACUGAUUUUGUAAAUAUCGGCCGAAUAAUUCAGUUAGCAUUAUGUCACAUCAGCUUGGUAGAAUAGUUUCGCAAAUUCUUCAUCGAUAUUUCGGCGAAAUAGUACAGAAUGUUGGUUACGAUCUAUUUAUUUAUGGAAGUAAAUCCAUUAAUAUGAUAGUAAAGACGACAGGGCUACCUCGCACUCGGAUUGUAGAUAGUUUGAGAACAUUGUUGAAGUUUGAUUUAGCAACAUUUGAAAGCACAGAUGUAUUUGUCAAUUACAAAUUAUUACCUGAAAAUAUAUUGCUUCUCAUAAGAUAUCCCAGAUACUUACUGCAAAUGAAGAGCAAGUAUGGCAGUGAGGCAGAGAUGUUGGUAGAGGAGUUAUUGCAGCAAGCCUCCUGCUCUGCCACUGUACUGAUUGUCACUGUCAUGAACAAGUACAAAGAUGAUAAGGAAAAAAACAUAAAUAUGAUAAAUCUCAAAGACACAUUCAUAAGUCUUGUCACAGCGGGCUACAUACAGCAGGCACCUGUCGCUGAGCUAAACGAAGGCAGUGAGGCUCCCAUACUGGUGCCUGUGGAGACCAAAGUGCCAGAGCUGGACCUCAGGGACCUCAUGCAGGCUAUGGCCAAUAAUUUAGCUGAUGUAAAGGAUAAUACUUACUGGAAGGUAAACUACGACAGGUUUCAUCUGGACUUCCGAGAUGAUUUGAUGAUAAAGGCUAUCACACGCCGGAUUGAUGAAAACGCGGGCGAACUAAUGCGCCUAUUGCUGGAACAGAUGUACCUCACCAUGGCGCCGUGGGCGGCCGAGUCCUGCCCCGUGCCUGCCGUGGAGCUGCGCGAGAGCGCGCGCCGCCUCGCCGACCGACCCCUGCUGCAGCAGCACGUCGACCAGUACCUUAGGGUUAUCGAGGAGAGCGGCGGGGAGUUCGUGCGGCGAUGCGGGGACGCGGGCGGCGGGCAGUACGCGGUGUGCGCGCGCCGCGCCGCCGAGCGCCUGCUGGAGGCGCUGCUCGACCACUGCGUCACGGAGAGGCUCGGCUCCAAGGCGCACCGGAUCUUCAGGUUGAUUCGUUCUAAAAAAUACAUUGAAGAGGAGGACAUACAAAAGAAUGCGAUGUUGCCCAACAAAGAAUGCAAAGAGUUGACUUACAAGCUUUUAGAAGAACAUUUUAUCAGCGUACAGCCCAUGAGAAAAGCGGCCUCUGCCGGCGGAACCGCUAAAGCUAUUUAUCUGUACCACGUCAAGAUACACGAGGUGGCGCACACUGUACGCGAGAUGUGCUACCGCGCGCUGCACAACGUGAUAUCGGUGGGCGCGCACAUGCGACAGUCGCACGCGCGACUGCUGGACAAGCAGCGCCGCGUGCGCUCCAUAGUGCACGGCAUGCGCGUGCGCGGCGAGCCGCAGGACAACAUUGACGAUGUCCUGGAGACUCUAACCCCGCCCGAACUGGCGGCGGUGAGUGCGGCGGAGGCGAAGUUACGAACCCUCGCCGCGGCGGAGAUAGAGCUCGACCGCGCGCUCUUCAUAUUGACUUGCUACUUUGCUUACCCGCGGUAGUUGACAGUGAGAAUCUUCAUCAUCACGUUUGUGAUGAAGGUCCACUGCUGGACAUAGGACUCUUCUAAGGACUACGCCAAAUACCACUGUCUUGAGACGCCUGUAUCCAGCUUCAAUCUGUAUUGGAUUUUUCCAGUACAAUUUGUACGCAUAGUUCCUAGUUAAAGACUUUGUGCACUGGUGUAUUUAGUGGGGGGUCGAUCAACACUACCCCGUCACCAUUCUAGCACAUAAGGACCCCAUCGUCUAUUCGAGAACAUUACCAUGAGUAUAUCCAGUUUGUUUUGACUAAGCAUUAACAGUGUCUUGGUGUGGUAUUUAUGAAUAGGCAGACAGGGAGUCAUUUUAGGUAUUACUUAUAUUGUAUUGUAUGGCUGCUUCCUUUUAUUGUAUUGUAAAAACAUACAUACAGCCGAACGUAAAAUCUCCUCCUUAUUGGAAGUCGGUUAAAAAUACGUGAACGCUAAACGCCUGUCCUAUAAUAAACAUGGACGUUAUUUCAAAUUUAACAUGGUGACGCGUUGUGAGGCCAUCAGUCUGUCUUAAAAAUCCAGUGCUUUAGACCACACGACUGAAUUAAAACUUCUUUCAAAAAUGAAAAAAAAAAAUAACAGCGCCAUCUAUGAGCAUUAAGCGUAACAGGUUCUUGAAGUGCAUAAAGAAGGGAUUGUUUCAAAGUUCUAUAGGAACGCCAUCUAUUGGAAGUUAGAAAUAACAAACUGUUUAACUAUAACUGUAGAUGGCAGCACGCAUUACAAGCCUCGCCCGAUCACACUUUUCGUAAAGUAACCUAGAAGUUUUACUUCAAUAAACUGUAAAGUAAUAUUUAAGGGUUAUAUAAAUAAAAGCCAUUUGUUAAA
Molecule: messenger RNA, 2559 nt
Organism: Bicyclus anynana (squinting bush brown)
Lineage: Eukaryota; Metazoa; Arthropoda; Insecta; Lepidoptera; Nymphalidae
Gene: Polr3C
Product: DNA-directed RNA polymerase III subunit RPC3
Exons: 11
Coding region: 191-1699 (502 amino acids)
Biological process (GO): DNA-templated transcription
Cellular component (GO): RNA polymerase III complex
Molecular function (GO): single-stranded DNA binding
Source: RefSeq, a predicted model, not a curated record